Messenger RNA from Closterium sp. Naga37s-1, 1384 nucleotides. NCBI's taxonomy places the organism in Eukaryota, Viridiplantae, Streptophyta, Zygnematophyceae, Desmidiales, Closteriaceae. The record is from the annotation of a GenBank genome assembly.
AUGCCUGUUGUGAAUCAUGCCAUAUCCCCUCACCCCUCCCCCACUCUCUCCCCGCCCAAUCCUCCCCUCAUCGUGCAUCCCUGGCCGUCCAUCCCUGGCCGUCCAUCCCUGGCCGUCCAUCUAAGCGCAGGUGCUGCAGAUUCAGAUCUUCUCGCUCACAGGAGUCGAGCCGGAGAACCAAUGGGUACGUGCUGGCACAGUCACUCAUCCCUUCUUGCCAUCUCGUUCCGCGUUUCCCAACCACCAUCUGAAGGGAUGCGGCUGGGCAUGAGGGUGGAUGCUGUGGUCGCCUUUAUCCCUUCUUAUCGCCUUUCUUCUCUAUUGCUCGUGUCCUUUCACCUCACCCUCUCCCCCGGCUUGACCCUUGACCUCUCUUGCUGCAUGCCAAUCUGGACAUGUUCAUCCCUUCUUUCUUACCACCUCUCCCAUUCGCCUCUUUCUCUCCCCCCGCCUUCCCUUUCACCUCUCCUCGCUGCAUGCCAAGUUGUAUUGCAAGGUGCUUCAACAGCACAUUCAUCCUGUCUGACUGCCUUUUGCCAUGCGCCCUUGCAGCUCUCCCUGCCAUCCGGCCCGUCCCUCGACCUCUCCUCACCACAUGCCCAUCUGCCAUCUCUUCUGCCGCCUAGUGCCGCGCUGCUGCUGCUGCACGAUAGGGGGAAGAGGGGGGCGCAAGGGGAGACGGGGGCGGAAGGGGAGGAGGGGGCGACGGGGGAGAAAGGGGCAGAGGGGCGUAAGGGGGAGAGCAGCAGAGGGGGGGAUGAGGAGGUGGCAAGGAGACUGCAGUACGAGGACCCAUCGCGCCAGGCCAAGGCGCGCUCGCUCAUUCCCCUGCACCAGCUGGAGGAGGCUGCUGCACUCUCCCUUGCCAAGCACUCCACAGCCUACUGCACCACAGCCUACCCGCCAGCAGCAGCCGUGAGAGGCCGACAAGGCCAGUACCAGCCGUCAGAAGGGGAGUUCCGUGACGCUGUCUUGAGACAGCUUCUCGUCUGGUUCAAGUCCUGGUUCAGGUGGGUGGACUCCCCCCCAUGCCCCCGCUGCCGCACCCCCACCUGUGCCUUCCACGGCAACGGCACUCCUUCCUCUGACGACCUGCACUGGGGGGGCAGCGGGUUGAGCUACACAGGUGCAAGCAGUGCACCACGGUGGCGCGCUUUGUUCGAUACAACGACCCUGCCAAGCUCCUGGACACCAGGGAGGGCCGCUGUGGCGAGUGGGCCAACGCCUUCACCCUCUGCUGCCGGGCUCUGGGCUAUGUUGCCAGGCAGGCAGUGGAUUGGACAGACCACGUGUGGACGGAGUGCUACUCGCAUGCCCAGCAGAGGUGGAUGCACGUGGACCCGUGUGAAGCAGCCUUUGACACGCCCCUGCUCUAUGAGCACGG